Molecule: messenger RNA, 4149 nt
Organism: Culex quinquefasciatus (southern house mosquito)
Lineage: Eukaryota; Metazoa; Arthropoda; Insecta; Diptera; Culicidae
Exons: 10
Coding region: 1570-2922 (450 amino acids)
Molecular function (GO): protein binding
Source: RefSeq, a predicted model, not a curated record
CGAAACGCACCAGUCGGUGUUGAGUCGUGGACGUCGUCGGAUGUUAAUUACGAACCCUCUUGUCUGGAAGGGGGGGUUCUUUCGUGGGGUUACAUACAGGAUUUCCACAUAGUUCCUGCUAGAAGGGGUGGCCAUAGUGAGUGUCCUGGGAGUAAAGGGGUGGCCCUGCCUCAAUAGUGUACCGGGGUGUUGCUAUCAGGUGAUAUCGGGGCAGGUGCGAAGAUACGAAUGUGGUGACCAGUUCGGUGUGUUCCCCUUAAUUAGUGAAAGUUGAGUGGAUCUAAUUGAAAAAGUUUGUCUGUGCUCUCGAGGGGCCUAGAAUGGAGAGCUGGGGCUACCUGUGGCGUGAAGCUUUAAUGUUUUGAGUGUCGAAGGAAGAGCUUUAAGGUGCAAUUAGAGCGGAGUCCAAAACUAGUGAAGCGGAGAUUAUCGUCAAUUAACCAAACAGUGUUACUAGUAUCUAUCAAAAGUAGUUAUCGAUGUAUGCAUUCAACGAAUACUAAGUGUCUAAAAUACACAGAAUCUCUCAACCAAAAGGCAAAACAUAGCACAAAUACUAAACUGCCUUCGUCCAAAGUCAAUACCAACCGGUGGUACAACACUGUGAAAAGCACAACGAUUUCCCUAUACAACCAACCUAUUGCCAGUAGCGAACGCCCUAGGAUUAGAACCACCCCGGGGAGAACAUCGCAACUGGUGGAGCCCAGUAACAGCUGACGGCCGCCGUGGAACAGGCCAGUGACAAUUGCCAGUUAUACGUAAAACUGUGACUGGCAAGUUCAAAACUCAUUACCAAAGUGAGAGCUUUUUUGUAGAGUUCUCCUCGAAUAACGCCAUGAAAAGUUGGUUCAAAUCGAAGGAAAGGACCCUGCAAGGAAAUGAGCGAACGAACAAUGUUGCUGAAAGUUCCAUCACCAGAGGCAGCACUGUCCAUCGGAAGCGUCGUUAAUCGUUUUCAGCUUAAAAAAAAAUGCUAUCAAAGUUGAAGGGGGGCAAACUUCAAACGAAAAGUUGCGACAAAUGAAUGCGAGAAUGAGGCAAGUUCCGUUGAAUUUGUAAAACGUCGCACUCGUUGAUAGAUAUUGCGCGACUGAGUGACAUCGAAUGAAGGAAAAUGUAAUUUCUACGCAGAAAUGGAAAUAAGUGAAAUGAGGAAAAUGCUUUUCCAAGCUGCAAGAGAGUUGCCGCUGAUGUAAAGUGCUUUUGAAGUGGAAAAGUGUGGGAAAAAAAGUUGAUUUUACUUUGCACAGGAUAGAAAAAGUUGUCGGUCGUGAAAAUGAAACACUUCAUGAGAGUGUAUACAAAGGUGAAAAGUUAACCCCUGAGUGUCCAACGAUAAAGGAUUAAACCCGUUUUAGCAGAAAAUACUUGUGUCGUCAAGGUACUUGGCGAAGCAGAAGAAAGAAAAAAGCUCAUCAAGUCAACAAGAACACCCUGGAAAAAAUAAGAAAAUCGCAACAACAAGUAGAAUUCAAAAGCUGCUGGAAAACCUCGUCAGCAUCGCAGAUCCAAUGUGGGCACCCUUCGUCAGAGCACAACACUUCUGAGAAGGGCAUCGCUGGAUUUAAGAUGCUCGCUUUUGCCGCUUUGCUAGCUGUACACGCAGGGCUUGCUGGUUCGAUUCCAAGUGCACCGGAAAACAUCACCGUAACGUUCCUCACGCCGACCUCGGUUCGAGUUUCAUGGCAAACCUCGAUGGAUCCGCACACGAUGCCAGUUGACAAAUAUGACGUCACGUACAAGCCGACCGAUGCCAGUUACAGGGUUGUCGUAGUGGUGGCCGGAAACCGGGAAGCGGUGACCCUCGGUGGACUCUCGCCGGACACCCAGUACCAGCUGACGGUCGCGGCGGUCUGGAACGGGAAAAAGUACCGCAGCCGGCCAAUCGUAUUCAGAACGCUGGAGCCUCCCAGGACGUCGUUCCAGCAGGACUCCGGUGCGCUCGCUGGCAACAGUGGGCCACCGAUUUCGCCACAUGCCGACACUGCGCCCUCGCUGAGCGGGUUCGGGAUCUUCAGCGAUGAGUUCGGCAACAUCUCGACAAACUCAACCUCACGUAACGAACUUCCAACGAUCCGUGGCGUCGAGAUCGGUAUCGUAGUGUUAGUGUUAAUAGUGUGGGCUGGUGCGAUAGCGUUAUUUUUUAACCGAUGGGGUAAGAUCCGAAUGUUGCUUCCAUAUCAACCAGACUACAAGCAGGAACAGCUCAAAGUUCCUGGGACGGGCGUCUGUGCCAACGGUACCUGCAACGGGCAGCACUCACACCAGGAAAAUCAAACUGGACUGGAAGCUUUGGCCAAAAUGCACCUUCAACAGCCUUACCACCCCUGGCCGGAAGAGCCCUCGUCGGUCAUCUCGGAGCGGUGCACGCGGGCCCGCAUCAACUCGGCCAUUUUCGUGUCGUCCGAGGGCCGGGGCUUCGACUCGAUCGAGUUCAUCCGGCGGUACGGGUCGCAGUCGGUGCUGUGCCGGAAGGCGCGCAGUGCCGAAAACGUGUCCGCCUCCGAGCGACAGCGCCGAUUUUCAGAGUACCCCGAGUGGGAGUCGGAGGAGAACAAACAGUACGGCAAGAUGAACGGGUACGAGCACUGCGGACCGGACGGUGCCAGCAACACCAACGCGGAGCCCCGCCAGGACUCGAUAGAACUGGUCGAGUGCCACCGGGAGCCGGGAAGCUCCACAACGGCCAACCAACCGGUGACGGUGACUCCGGCGGUGGUGGUGUUGCCACUUCCGGUGGGUGGCAGCAGCAGCAAAUGUUGUGCCAGUGCCAGCGGAGGUUGCAACGGCAGCAGUAGCGGCGCCGGAGACUACGUCUGCCUCGAUGGCCACCACAGCAAAACCACGCCAAAGCUCUCGAAUCUGCCGACGCUGUCGGUGUCCGGUCCAUCGCCGCCGCACGAGGAGGAAUUUUUGUUAUAAUCUCGGUUGUACCUUACACCAGCACGAACCCGUCGAGAUCCGCAUAAUCUUCCUGCCCAGAUCCGGCGUCGUGUUGCAGUGUAAAAUGCUAAAAUUAGAACCUAAGUAAAACUAUUGUUUGUACAUGAGUUUCUUUUCUGUGAAAAACGCGAUUUAGAUAUUUGCGAUCUCGAUAGAAACGAUUAGAAUUUGUAUAAGUGCGGUUAGUUAGCCAUUAAGGAAGGUAUGAUAAAUUCAACUCCAUCAAAUCUGAACAUUAUCAGCAAAACAGUUUCAAUAAACUGAUAUCAAUCGACAAACGAUGAGCUUUAACUACGCCCGGUACUCACUUCUUAUGAGUUUGAUCGUUAAAUUGGGGACGAGUUUUGUAAAUAAAGUAAAAAAACGUACUUUUCUAGAAAACGGGAAAAAUUAAUCGAAUUCAUAGUUUAAUAAAUAUUAAACGUCAAACAAACUUUACGCGAUUGAUUAAGUAAGUAUUUUCUUAUAAUUAAGUGAAGUAGCUUAUACGUUCAGUAAGGCGUAAACAGUAUGAACAUCGUUUUUUCCUGUAGAAAAAAAAGAAAUCUUAAAAUAUUUCACUAAUUUCAACCUACUUGCAAUAUUUUUAUCUGUCAUCAUUAAAAAUUCAAUGCAUUGAAGAAAAACAUCCUAGUUGAUUAAUUAAACUUAGUUUUGUUCCAUGCAAAUUAAAAAAAAAAACAUUUUAUAUCUCUUUCAAAAUCAUUUUUUCUCAAUUCUACACGAUACAAUUUUAACAUUUUCAGCAAGGAUCAGUCUCAAUUCACUGAAAUGUUUGGAUUUUGUUCCACGUUGCAUGCUGACAACAUUUGAUUUUUCGACAAAUGCAACAAUCUCACAAAAAAUUCCGCAACGCAACAACCUUUUAACCAAAACAUUAGCCUGUGCCUUGCCAUCCCUUAGUUUAUUCUCAUCACCGUUACUUGCCCUGCAGCAUGCGAAAAAAAACAAACACCGCAAACUCACGCAAUUAACCUGACCUCUUCAUCAACAUCCAACAAUCCCUUCUUCAUUGCCCGCGAACAGCACCAAAAUAUACUCAGUUUAAUUAAUUAAACUUUUUCCCCUCUGUACGUGUUUCAUUUUUUUCUGAUUUAUUUCACAGCCAAUACUCGCCACCGCUUGAAAAUGGCCCCGAAAAGGAACGCUACUAAAAAAACGAUGGCUUUUCCUUAAGGUCGUUUGAUAAAUGAGAGAAAAAAAACU